UCGAUCGUCAUACCUCCCACUUCCAGACUCCAAACCCUAAUCUCUCCUCUCUCGCCCUUCUCCCACCGGAACUCGCCGGAAUCGCCGUUUAGCGUAGUUUUUUUUGCCCAUUGACUUCGCCGGGUUAUCCAACAAUCAGCAUAUCCAAGUUGAGAAAGAGUAACUUUGCUUUUGUCUUUGUAAGAGAGCUAAAAUCAAGAGGUGGAUCUGAACUUUGGGCUGAGAGAGAGAGAGGAGAAUGGGGAAGACGACAUACAAGAGGCUUAAGGGGAGCCAGAACCUUAGGCAGAGGCUUUUGCUGGCCACACUCUCAUCUAGUCCUGUUUUGAUUGAGGAUAUCCGUGCCGACGAUACACUGCCUGGCCUCCGUCAACAUGAGGUCUCCCUCCUUCGGUUGUUUGAGAAGGUCUCUGAUGAUUGCGUCAUUGAAAUUAACGAAACUGGGACCAAAUUGAAGUACAAGCCCGGCAUUGUGAUGGGUGGGAGACAUCUUGUCCAUGACUGUGGUGUCAGUCGGUCCAUUGGCUAUUUCUUGGAGCCACUGAUUUUGCUUGGUUUGUUUGCAAAGAAACCCCUCACUAUAAGGCUAAAAGGUAUUACAAACGAUUCUAAGGAUCCAUCUGUGGAUUCUUUCCGGUCUACUACCUUGCCCUUGUUAAAGCGUUUCGGAGUUCCUUCAGAAGGAUUAAAUCUAAAAAUAGAGAGUCGUGGAUCUCCUCCUCAUGGAGGUGGAGAAGUUGUUUUGACAAUUCCUGUUGUUCAAAGUCUGAAUGCGGUCACCUGGACUGAUGUUGGAAUGGUCAAAAGGAUCAGAGGAGUUACUUUCUCGACCAGGGUGUCUUCCCAGUUUGAAAAUACCAUGAUACAUGCUGCUCGUGGAAUUUUUAAUCACUUUAUUCCUGAUGUUCACAUCUUUACUGAUCACAAGGCAGGCACACAAGCUGGAAACUCACCUGGUUAUGGAAUUUCACUUGUCGCGGAAACUAAUGCCGGUUGCUUCAUCUCAGCUGAUACUGCUAUUGCUUAUGCACGGGAAGAAGAAACAGGUGACAUUGAAGAUGAGAAGAAAGAGUUAAUGCCUCCCGAAUAUGUUGGUGAGCAAAUUGCUUCUAUUCUACUCGGGGAAAUCGAGCAAGGUGGUGUGGUAGAUUCGACACAUCAGGGAUUGUUAUUUCUUCUGUGUGCAUUAUGUCCACAAGAUGUUUCAAAGGUUCGCUCCGCAAAGCUUUCACCAUAUGGAAUAGAAAUGCUCAGACAUAUAAGAGAUUUCCUUGGUGUUAAAUUUGUUAUAAAGCCAGAUCCAUUCACAGGGACUGUUAUACUUAAAUGUCUUGGUUGUGGAUUGAAGAACCUAAAUCGAAAGGUCUCAUGAUGACAGCUUGUUCGAGUUAUCGAUUAUUAUAAGUUGAUGCGUUGAACUGUUGUUAAAGGGCUCUCUCCAUUUAUCGACAUGGAAACAAUUUUGUACUCAUGCUUCAUCAUGUCUUUGAGUGGAUAAACUUGAUGUUAUCCUGUUAACAAAAUGGCGAUACCUUAGACAGUGAUGUUGGUGGGUGGAGUGGUUUUUUUGUUAUUUGUUUGGUUUUUUUGCACCUGAGUUUGUAUUUUUUUGUGUAAUUUUUUUAUAACUCUUCGGUGUCCCUGAGAAUGUUUCUACGAUAUUCAUCCGU
Juglans regia (Persian walnut) is the source of this 1670-nucleotide messenger RNA. Its product is annotated as probable RNA 3'-terminal phosphate cyclase-like protein. The transcript has 8 exons. Gene Ontology annotation, cellular component: nucleolus. Gene Ontology annotation, biological process: ribosome biogenesis; endonucleolytic cleavage of tricistronic rRNA transcript (SSU-rRNA, 5.8S rRNA, LSU-rRNA). Gene Ontology annotation, molecular function: RNA endonuclease activity. The coding region runs from base 239 to 1372 and encodes 377 amino acids. The record is from RefSeq and is a predicted model, not a curated record. NCBI's taxonomy places the organism in Eukaryota, Viridiplantae, Streptophyta, Magnoliopsida, Fagales, Juglandaceae.